This is a messenger RNA of Egretta garzetta (little egret), 521 nucleotides long. It is a transcript of the gene SNCG, whose product is annotated as synuclein gamma. Gene Ontology annotation, biological process: chemical synaptic transmission; synaptic vesicle endocytosis; synapse organization. Bases 67 to 456 code for a protein of 129 amino acids. Gene Ontology annotation, cellular component: neuronal cell body; cytoplasm; axon terminus. Gene Ontology annotation, molecular function: cuprous ion binding. NCBI's taxonomy places the organism in Eukaryota, Metazoa, Chordata, Aves, Pelecaniformes, Ardeidae. The transcript has 5 exons. The record is from RefSeq and is a predicted model, not a curated record.
UUGAGCUGCUUUUUGCUGCUGUCCCCCUCUCAGAUCGUCCAGGUAAUACCGGAGUGAGCGACAAGAAUGGAUGUCUUUAAGAAAGGUUUCUCCAUUGCUAAAGAAGGUGUGGUGGCUGCUGCAGAAAAGACCAAGCAGGGAGUGACGGAGGCUGCAGAGAAGACUAAAGAGGGGGUGAUGUACGUAGGUACCAAAACCAAGGAAGGCGUAGUGCAAAGUGUGACCUCAGUUGCUGAGAAGACCAAAGAGCAGGCCAAUGUGGUGGGAGAAGCUGUAGUAGCCAGCGUGAACACAGUGGCAAACAAGACUGUAGAAGGAGCAGAGACCAUCGUGGCUACCACAGGAGUUAUAAAAAAGGUAUGUUUGGCCGUUCAGCCACCGGAGCAGCCGGCGGGAGAGGGGGCCCCGGCAGCAGGCACAGGCGGCGGCGGAGAGGAUGAAAAUGAUGGCAAUUAAUCAACUUAGGGACUUCUAGCUCACAAGAGAGCAUUCCAAGAGCAUACAUGGAAAUAUUAGCUGAC